This is a messenger RNA of Besnoitia besnoiti, 2724 nucleotides long. RefSeq lists its product as uncharacterized. Gene Ontology annotation, biological process: protein phosphorylation. NCBI's taxonomy places the organism in Eukaryota, Apicomplexa, Conoidasida, Eucoccidiorida, Sarcocystidae. The record is from RefSeq and is a predicted model, not a curated record. The transcript has 3 exons. Bases 1 to 2724 code for a protein of 907 amino acids. Gene Ontology annotation, molecular function: ATP binding; protein kinase activity.
AUGGCUUCUCCGUCUUUCCGCGUGGCUCCAGAGGCCGCGGGGUCUGGGGCGUCUUUGGGGUCCACGAAGCUACUCCCCUCGCCUCUCCAUGCGGACCAUGACUUGCUCGCCAGCAAGAAGGCUCAGGCGCUUUUCAACAGCCAGAAAAGCACCGCCUCCGCCCUCGGCAUAUCCACGCGCUCCACAGCGCUGUACAGCAGCGACUCGGGCGCCCUCAACAACAGCGCCAACAGCCUGAACAGCAGCACCGGCUUCGACAGCACAGGUGUUCAGAGUCUCACGUGCUCGAACGCCGUAGCUCCCACGCUCCAGGCGGGAAUCAUGGUGGAGCCCAAUGUGGCAGAUGCACCCGUGACGCCCACGCGAGCUGCCGCGGCGAACCACGGAGCGACGAUGGUCACGCCGACAAACCAGAGAGACGGAAACGACAAAUCUGCUUCGCAGGGGGUUUGGUGCAGCUGCAGCGGGAGCGAAUCUGGCGUGGAAGAUGGCACGGCGUCGCACGAGGGUGGCAUGUUCCGGCAUGGCGGCUCUGCUUCGGCGCACCAGAAGCGCUUCAGAGCCCAGACUCGCAACGCCUCCUCGUCGAGCCGCAGCGCCGGUGUCUCCAUGCGAAGCCAAGCGAACUUGGCCGAAGUCAAUGGGCCGCUUCUGGUCCGUGGGCUGCUUGCUGCAGCUGGAGCCAGUCAGAGCAACUCGUCUUCCGGAGUCUGGACGUCCGGUCUCAACGCGCCUGACAAUCGCCUCCUCUCGUAUUCCGGAGCCUCGGCGAGCGCGUUGAACUCAGGCAUCGCUCAGGACCCACGGCUCUUCCUCCACGCGAAGACACCCGAGUCUCUGUGCAAGUCCGCCGGCUCCCCGCAGCCUCUCUCUGGCGCAGCGAGCACGCGCAUCGGCACCCACCUGACCACGCCAGGCAGCUGCCAACACAGGGUUGACAACCUCGGUCUGCCCGCGGACUCCACUGUCGGCGCCGUGCGACGCGCCCUCGAUCAGUGGUUCGGGGUCAGCAGCAGCGGCUCUGACUGCGCGAAUGCCUCUGUGCCGAUCCUCGGGAAUGCCCGCAGUCACCGCUUGACUGAAGCCAUGAUGGCCGCCGGUGGAGUCGGUCUCGGCAUUCCGGACCCGGGCGCGAACUGCGGGUCCUCCACGCCCUUCUUGGGCGGUUCCAACCCCAUCAGAGGCACGGACCGCGCGGCCGCGAGCGCCGCGCCUUCAGUUGUCGGCGCCGGCUCAGCCACCUCCGUCUCCUGUCGCAGCUUUUGCAGGGGAGCCUCCUGCGACACCACGAAGAAGUCCACUGACCCAGCGAAACAAUCCACAGGUACAAGCCAAGCAAAGGCUUCUGACGUCAGCCUGUCGGGUCUUUCCUCUUCGCAAGGUGCGACGCCUUCGGCAAAGAGAAGCUCCCACAAGACCAUUGGUCCCAAAGUCGCGGCAGAGAGUAUCGUUCCGGUCGCGGAGGGAACGAGCAAUUUGGCCGUCUACCGCGGCCCCGACCCACUUCCCACGUGCCUAUACCGCCGUUUGUAUGACCCCAUGGGUCCAGUAAUGUUUUCGUUUCCGCCUCUGCAAGGUGCGCAGCACCCUCGCGCGGAAAUUCGCUUGUGGCCGCGCGACGUGGAUCGCGUGAUCUCGCAAAACAGCAGCAAACGCAAGGUGCACCGCGCUGUCUGGCUCUCGCCCGUGGAGCCCAAGGUCGCGUUCCCUGUCGCGCUCAAGUUUGUUGAAGACGGCAACAUCCGCGACGGCCGCAGCAUCAAGCGAGAGAUCGAGUGUCAUCUAUAUAUAUACCAGCGGCUCGCUCAACUCAUGCAGGGCAAGACGUACAACCGGUUGGAAGACGCGUGGCCGUGUGCAGAGAUGUUUGGCUACUACCUCGACAAAAAAAACCCGGGCAUGUCGGUGUUGGUGACCCGCAAGCUCUCUGGGCCCGACUUUUUCGACGUCAUCCGCACGGAGCACACCUCGACCUUCAACGCGCGGACAGCGGUGCUGUACGAACAGCACAAGCUGCAGUGGUGUCUCCUGGCCAUGGAGCGUAUCGCGCAGUACAGCCGCCUGAGCAUUCGCCAUAACGACAUCAAACCUGACAACAUCGUGCUCGACUUUUACGCGGCGCCGGACUCGAACGAGCGACUGCUGGACGUCAAGCUCAUUGACCUUGGCACCGCCUCAAUGCAGCAUGCAAAGGACUUCACCGGCGGGACGUCGUGGUACGAGUCCCCCGAGCAGAAGGUUCUCGAGUAUCACACCAAGAAGCAACGCAACCUGGAAGCCGCAAAGCAGGUGGACAUCGGUCUCCCGUCCGACGCGUGGGGGGCUGGCCUCUCCAUCACAGAGGUACUGAUGGGACGGCGGGUCGUCGACGUGAUGAAGCCGCCGCUCGGUCCGGGUCCCCUGGACUUUCGCGGCGCCGAGGGUUGGGCGGUGGAGCCCAAAGACUGGGUCCGCUGCGCCCGACAGGCUCUGGGCCUCGACCGCGAGCACCAGCGCUUCCCCCUCUGCGCCGAGGCAGCUCGUCUGGUUUUCUCGAUGUUGGUUCGCCCCAAGCCGGCGAUGCGAGCGACCGUCGAAGACGUCCUGCCGCACCUUCGCCUGUUCGCCGACGAAGCGACUUUCCAGGCGAUACGAAAGUACCACGACCCCACGGCCACGGCGAAAUCCGCCUCCAACCCCUGCAACUUCCUCGUCUCGCCACGCUCGCUCGUGCGUCUCGACUGA